UUGUUUUGGUUUGGAGGCAUCGGAGUUCGGUGCGGAAAGAUUUGUGAAAAGAAGCUCAUCCUCCAGAAAGUGUUGUUUCGGAAAGAGUGCAAAGACGAGGCUACGUUCAAUGAAAUUAUUAGUGCCGUUUGCCAAUGGUCAACGCAAGCGAGGGUGACCUAGUGUGAUUGCAAAAUUUCCUAAAUUCUAGAAGCAAGCGGAUAUACAGAAACACAGACAUAGAAGUAACUGAAGCGGAAAGAUCGCUGCCCGGAAAGUCAACUGUUGCGUACCGGUGGCUGCUCGAAGCAAAUGGAGGACUAUAAGUUUCUCUUCAAGGUCGUGCUGGUCGGAAAUGCCGGUGUCGGAAAGACCUGCCUGGUGCGAAGGUUCACCCAGGGUCUAUUCCCGCCCGGUCAGGGGGCCACGAUCGGAGUCGAUUUUAUGAUCAAAACGGUCGAAGUCGAUAAUCAAAAGAUUAAGCUACAGAUCUGGGAUACGGCCGGCCAGGAGCGGUUUCGAUCAAUCACGCAAAGCUACUACCGAUCCGCUUCCGCACUGAUACUAGUGUACGAUAUCAGCUGCCAACCUACGUUCGACUGUUUGCCGGACUGGCUACGAGAAAUCCAAGAGCACGCCAACUCCAAGGUGCUCAAAAUUCUGGUGGGCAACAAGACGGAUCGAGACGAUCGCGAAAUUCCACAGGAUGUAGGAGCUGAGUUUGCGAAGCAGCACGGCAUGUACUUCCUCGAAACAUCCGCCAAGCAGGCAGACAACGUUGAGCGGCUGUUCUAUGAUAUUGCUGCCGUUCUAAUCGAGCAAGCACGCACGAAAGAGUUUACCCUGCGCAGCGAAACGAGCGUCCUUACGAAUCUCUCCCAAAAGACGAUCUACCAUCCGAGCUGUUGCAGCGUCGGUGAUAGGGGUCAAGCAAACCACUCGAACGAUUCCCAUUACUCCGACAGCUCUGGUCCAUCAAGUCUCGCUAGCAGUAGCGGUAAUUUUAUCACCCAGCAGUAAGGAAGCUGAUCGUGGAGGAAUCAGUAAACCAAAUAACCAGAGAACACUGAUUGGCCAACAGACACCAUGAGCGUUGAGCAAUGUUGGCGGGGAUCGUGAAAUAGGCAGGUGUUUUAGCGGGAACUUCCAGCGGGAGGAUUAUCAACCGCUUUUUACCUAUCACAAGGCACAACGCACAAUAGGAGUUGAGGGCCAGUAUGAAAACGCUGUGUGAAUGUGAACGAGAAAGAGGUUCGCUCCCACCCAAAGGUGAUGGAGUUCAGUUGCUGUGCUACGAGAAUCAUUGGCUUAAGUUACGGUUUUAGACUAUGUUCCUGUGUUAAUAUUAGUAAUAAAUGGAUGAACGAAUGAAUUUACUAAAAAAUACUCCAAGAAGAUUGAAAUAAAUGUGAUUGAGAAAAGUAAAA
Anopheles aquasalis is the source of this 1406-nucleotide messenger RNA. Its product is annotated as ras-related protein Rab-30-like. Gene Ontology annotation, molecular function: GTP binding; GTPase activity. Lineage: Eukaryota; Metazoa; Arthropoda; Insecta; Diptera; Culicidae. The record is from RefSeq and is a predicted model, not a curated record.